Messenger RNA from Cyclopterus lumpus (lumpfish), 7411 nucleotides. It is a transcript of the gene nlrc5, whose product is annotated as NLR family, CARD domain containing 5. Bases 137 to 5896 code for a protein of 1919 amino acids. Gene Ontology annotation, molecular function: protein binding. The record is from RefSeq and is a predicted model, not a curated record. NCBI's taxonomy places the organism in Eukaryota, Metazoa, Chordata, Actinopteri, Perciformes, Cyclopteridae. Gene Ontology annotation, biological process: positive regulation of transcription by RNA polymerase II; positive regulation of MHC class I biosynthetic process; positive regulation of MHC class II biosynthetic process. The transcript has 55 exons.
UAGUCGUUGCUGGUGAGCAAAAGCGAAACCAAAACGUUAUACGCAAAUUCCGUUGGUUUCGUUUUGAAAGAAGUGCUACUCUGGCUGCAGAGAGAUCGCAGUCUAUGACAACAGUUGUUGCUGAUGGAGUCUGACCAUGGAUGAGGGGGUUGAUCCUGAAGAUGAAAAUGUGAACUAUGUCUUGGCUCAGGAGUCCCCAGAACUGCUCCACAUCCUUAGAGGUCAGUCCCCCACAGUCAUCAUGAAAUUGUGCCAAAUGAUGCCCAGCGAUGCUUGUUGGAAUGGAAACUUGGCCUCCAGUAGUCCCUCGACAGCAGCUGUAACAGAACACAUCGAAGCCAUGUUGGAGUACUUCAGGGGGGCCAACAAUGCAGAUUGCCGCAACUUCCUCCAGACCCUGUGUUUACUGUGCGAGGACAUCCCCAUGCACCUGGAGUCUAGGCUCAUGUCAGUGGCUGGAUAUGAAAAAAGUGUUUGUGAACAUUUCACUUCCAGUGUAACGGAUGGGAAGUCGUCAUCGCUGCCUUCAGACCAGCUCAUCAAGCGUCCACGGAUUGAUUACUGGAUGCAGUUCAUUGGUGAAGUGAUGCAUUUACUGCAUAGGAGGUGGGAGCGGCUCAGUGAGCACCUGAUGAGGCAGGUGCAGCUGGAGAAUGUGUGGGUCGGCCUAAGAACGGCAAACCGAGGCAGGGACAGACCUGAUCAAACUCCUGGAUCAGCAAACAAAGGGGGCAAAACACCAGAGUCUGAUGGGGACUAUGGGUCUAUGGAUUCCAGAGUGACAUUGGAGACCUUCCUCCAGGGUUUUACAGGGAAGGUGACAGUUCUCCUUGGCCCAGCAGGAUCAGGAAAAACUCUGCUGAUGUCUUGUUUAGGACAACAGUGGGCACAUGGACUAGGCCCGAUCCCUUCAUCUUACCUGUUUGUCCUGCUGGAGUUUCGUCAGCUCAACGUACUGUCCCGUCCUCUCUCCCUGUCUGAGCUGCUAUUCCAACACUACGUCCCCAUAAAUGAGAGUGACCACAAAAAGGAAGCCAUUGUGGAUUACCUCCUUUCCAAUCCAGAGCAAAGCUGUUGGGUGCUGGAUGGCUAUGACGAGUUUCACAGCAAACUCGCCAAACAAGAGGUGCAGAGAGAGCAAUUGAACCCAGAAAAGCCUUUGCCUGUUGCAGACCUCAUAUCAGGGCUGUUAAAUCGUCAGCUUCUCCCAGGAUGUACUGUGAUGGUCACUUGUCGUCUACGCGAUGUCCUCGAUUUGGAAGGCAUUUCAGAUAAAGUCGGGCAGCUGCUGGGUUGGGACUGCUAUGAGAUCAAGGAGUAUGUGGACAACUUUUUUGGCGAUAAAGGUCACUCAGCCAAAAGGGCUCUUGGGGUGCAGGCAGCAGAACUCCUUCUUUCCAGUCGACACCUACUCGCCAUGUCAUCCCUCCCUGCCCUCUGCAACAUCUGCUGCAUCUAUCUGGAGCAUUUACUGCUGGAGAGUACAGUCCCAAGAAGGACCCAGAUACCUGAAGAAAGAGGAAGAGAGACGAGGAGAAAAGCGGGUAGAAAAGAAAUAAAAGGAGGCGGAAGAGGAGAAGAGGGCAGUAGAGGAGGGAGUUUUGUGCAAAGGGAAGAUCAAGGCGGAGGGAGUGAAGACAUGAUGACAACAAACUGUAGAAACCAGCUACCUCUCACACAAGCCCAGAUUCCCUCCACCCUCACCCAGGUCUACCUCAGUGUUCUUGAUUCGUUUCUGAGCCGUGACCCUGAUACAAGAGGAAGCAAUGACGAGCUGAAUACCAUGAAACUUCCACACAGUAUUCUGAGUCAGCAUCGAUCUGAGUUGUGCGAGCUCAGUCAGCUGUCCUGGAACGGCUUAGAGGACAGCAAGAUCCUCUUCAUGGAAGAAGACAUUUCUCAGGAGGUUUUGGAGUUUUCAAUCAGGACAGGGCUCUUCUCACAGGUGGAGCUCAGACUUGAGGACGGGAUGCUUGUCAACUCCUACUGCUUCACUCAUCUGACUUUACAGGAGUUUUUGGCUGCACUCAGAAUCAUGACGAGUGAUGAUGUUAGUGACACGCAGCUCAAGAAGAGAUUCAGCCUGAGAACUCGCUGGACAACCAAGGCAGACCAGAGGACAGUCUUUACGGACUCCCUGUACCUGUUUGUAUGUGGUCUGGCCUCCCCACACUGUACUGCAGCCUUAGUUCAAUUAGGUGGAACAGGAGGUCAAAACUGGGUCCAAAAACGACAAAGCCUUGUUCUGAAACUGCUAAAAAACCUUUGUCACAGCAACACCCUGACUGGACCAAAGAUAUUGGAGCUUUGCCACUGUGUUCAGGAGAGCCAGGACCACCAACUAGCUCAGCAGGUUGUGGGUGCAAGACCCACUUUGGAGCUGCGCAACAUCCAGCUUCUACCAAAUGAUAUUCAAGCUCUAGCUUUUGUAGUUAACUCAGUCAGGGAUAGUGGCAUUGGAUUGGACUUUGGAGCAUGCACAAUGGAGUCGGAGUGUUUAGAUGUCCUGCCCAGGUGUCAGUACAUUCACUACCUCGGUUUUCGCAGACGCAUGUAUGGCGACAAGUUCGCUGAGAAGUUGUCCUCCAUUUUGCCAAAAUUCACGACCCUGAAGAAACUAGAGUUCUGUGGUGCCAGUCUGACGGCCACUGGAGCGGCUAGUUUGGCCUCUGCUCUACCGAGCUGUCCAGACAUCACUGAAAUCAACCUCAGUGACAACGAAUUGAAAGACGAUGGGAUCAAACACAUAGCUGAUAUAUUUACCAAACUACCAAGACUGGCUUUGGUGAAGCUGGGUCGAAACCACAGCUCUCUGAAGGCAGUGGACUACCUCAUCGGGAAAAUGUCUUCGUUCUUGAACAUCCAGCAGGUUCAUGCAGACGGAUUGAAGGAAUUGACAGUCACUUUCUCUCAAAACUCUGAUUUGAUCAGCCAUAAAACUAAGUCUGAACCGACAAUCUGCUUGUUGAACCAGAAAUGGAGCAAGCCGAAUAUGCAAAAACUUUCAGAGUCAUUGGCAUGUUGCCCUGCCUUGUCUGUCCUGGAUAUUUCUGGAGGCCGCUUGGAUGUUGAAACUCUGAGGACGCUGACUCGGUUUUUGCCGAAGUUCAACGUCACCCAAAAGAUUGUUGCGAAUGACAGCUGCUUAACAGUGGAGGGUUUGCCGAUUCUGACGGCUCUGCUGUCUGCGUGUCCUGCUGUGGUGGAGCUUCAUAUCAGACUGCAGAGUCCUGUUCAGGUGUCCAUCGUGUUUUCUGGAGGGAGAGAAGCAACUAAUGAAGUAUCUAAACUGCUCUGCCUCAGCUGCUGUGGACUGCUGCCGACUCAUCUGGCGAGAGUGUGGAGGAGUUUGGGAUCCUCUCCUGAUCUCACUUUGCUGGAUCUGUCCAGUAACUGCUUAGGCAACAGAGGUCUGAGGAUACUGUUGGACUUCCUGCCCCGUCUUCGUAGCAUCCAGGAAAUAAAUGCCAGUAACAAUGGGACUGGCGUGGAGAGAGUGGGGAUGCUGGCUGUUGCUUUGUGCUCCCAUAACAACCUCACAGACAUCCACAUCAGUGAUGGAGACGAAGAGCAGGUGAUCCUCAAGUUCUGCCCCGACAAAAGGGAUGGCAAACAGCAGAAAAAGAUGUUCAGGGUUAACAACAGCAGUCUCCCACCAUCCGAUAUGACCACACUCUGUAGACGAUUGGUCCAGUGUCGCUCCCAUUUGGAGUUAGAUUUGUCUCACAGCUCAUUGUCGGACAAGGCCAUCGAGAAUCUGCUGAAGGUCCUGCCCAAGAUGACGUCACUGCAGAGACUCAAUGUCAGCCACAGCAUUGCAUCCACAACUGGAGCACUGAUGCUGGUCAGAUGUUUGACUGUCAGCCAGCGAGUCACCUCAGUGGAGCUCAGGCCUCAGACUGCAUCCUUCAUCCAGUUUGACAGUGUGAAAGCAGAACAAGCCAGCUGCAGGUUAACUCAUUGUAGCCUGAAAGGUGACAACUUGCAGAGACUUCUGGAGAUCCUCCAGCAGGGUCCUCAACUGUCUGUCCUGGAUUUAUCAAGUAACCAACUGGGAGAUGAGGGAGUGAAGCAUGUUGUGGAUUGUCUACAAGGGCUUAAAAUCACCAGCUAUGUAAAUUUGAGCAACAAUGGCCUGACGCAGCAGGGGGUGAUGGAUGUGGCCAACACACUGUGCACCUGUAACAACGUCACUGCUGUAGAAGUCAGUUUGGGAGCAGAGGAGAGGUGUCUCGUCUGGUUCACGCAAUAUGACGGUUGUGUAAAAACGCUGAGUGUCAGAGACAGUAGUUUGGAACGUGCUCAUCUGGUCAGACUAGCAGAGAUCGUGUCUAUCAGUCCCGGUCCAACCAAACUAGAGUUCAAGAACAAUUUGCUGCAGUCGGAUUGGAUUGAAGACUUUGUGACACUGUUAAACCGCAGUCAGAGAGGAUUCAGCAUCAGUAUUGAGGAACGUUGGAUCAGAUCUGAGGAAGCUGUGACUUUGUUGUGCCGCUGUCUGGAUGUCAGCAGCAACAUACACACUAUCAGGGUUCACCACACCACGCUGCAUCUGUCUUUGAUGAAGUCCACUGAACUGGCCUCACACAGUGACAACUCUGCAGAUCUGACUCCACUAAUGGUCACAGAGAAAAUCAGCCUCAUGGACUGUGCAGUAGAUGGGUAUUACCUUGCAUCUAUGAAGAGCAUCAUCUCGAGGUGUCCUUUACUGACAGAGCUGGAUUUUUCCCACAACAACCUUGGCAUAGAGGGAGCUGAGUUUAUCUGUUCUGUCCUGCCCUCGCUGCCAAAUCUCACUUCUCUGAGUAUUGGUUCCAAAGAGGCUUCUGUGACUGUGGUUGAGAAGCUGUCAGAGGCCCUGCUGCAGGCUGCAGCCAUUCAGUGCUUAAAUCUGUCCGGUCAUGUGAUUAGUGACACAGGAGCCCAGAUUCUGAGCAGAAUGUUGCCUCGCCUAAGAUCACUCAAUCUGUCUCACUGUGAGUGGUCAGCAUCUGCAGGGCUGCAGCUCAUCAAAGCACUGAGAGAGUGUGUCAGUCUGGAGGGCCUUUGUCUGGACUGCUGGCAGCUGAACGAGGAGAGCAGGACGUGCCUGGCACAAGCACUAAGGAAAAUCAACUCUAUACGCAGACUCAAGCUAAAUAAGAUUGCCACAGAAAUAGGACCAUCACAAGCAAACGGUGUGCUCGAUCUCCUAGCUGCUAUGGAGGGACUCACACAAACUCAGGAGAUAGAGUUGGAGGGCUGGAGGAUGGCUGAUAGAGGAAUAGAAGAGCUGGCCAGAGUCCUUCCUGUCUGGACGGAGCUCAGAAAGAUCAGUCUAUCAAAGAACCUUAUCAGCGACCAGUCGGGAGACAUGCUGCUGGAGGCUUUGCACAGCUGUACUCACCUGGAAGAGCUCCAUCUGCCUAGCAACAGCCUCGGGGAUCUCACUGCUGCCAGGAUGGCCGUUGUUCUACCGUCACUGACACACAUCACUGUGCUGGAUAUUUCCGAGAACAGGAUUAGAUAUGAAGGAUCGGUGAGCCUGUCCAAAGCAAUAAUGUGCAUGAAGAACCUCACCAAGAUCUAUCUGACCUCCGUGGGGACUCCAGAGCUGUGUCCUGUAGCUGCCAGUCUGGCCCACUGUCCCCUCCUACAGGAUGUGGGCCUGGGAUGGAAUAAUUGUGGCGAUAACGUGGCAGUGGAGCUGGUCAGAGUUAUGCCUCUCUGUCAGAGGCUGACGAGGAUAGAUCUGGAGUCAAACGCUGUGAGUGUUUCUGGAGCGGAGGCCCUGGCUAGAGCCUUAGAGUCGUGUCCCGCGCUGCAGCUCAUCAGGCUGUGGAGGAACAAGGUCUCCCCCAGUGAGGCCCGGAGGCUCAGUCUGAGGGAGAGGAGGCUGAAUUUCUCAUCCACCUAAUGAGAUCCAGAUUGUUGGACGGUGGCGCCUAGAAGUAACAUUCCAGUUGAUCAGAAUCUGCGGAGGUGAAUCAGUCCGACAGUUCACAUGUUUCCCUGAAGUAUGACCAUCAAAAAAAGCACGAGGAACGAUCUUACAGCAAAGGAUUAAGAUCUCCACGUUAUGUGUUUUAAAAACCUUCAAUUAGUCCUUCAAUCUGAGGACUGCAGCAGCUGGUUUAAAGACCACUAGGGGUCUCCUACUGGAGACCCUCAUGCCUUUUGGCAUUUCCCUAAACUGUAAAUAAUCUUAAGCGGGGAUAAUACGAUUAAGUACAGAUGCACUGUUGAAUGGUGCUAUUUAAAAAAAAAAAAAAAAACUAUUUUAAUGUAUGACUAUGCACUAAUUGGCCUUUCAACGUUUUACGUUGGUAAACUGGCGUGUCCACACUUCCUUAUGAUGCACUGAUAUUUAAAACGCUGCAACAGAAUGUGUUGCUAUGUGAUGUGUUCGAGAACAAAGAAGAUGAAAUGGUAUUAGCGCAGGAUGUACAGUAAAAAUACAAUACGGACAACAGAGAAAUAUAGAAAGCUACUUUGGAAAUGUAAAAAAAAAAGAUUGAGCAAAGCAUCAAAAGUGAUCUUCAAGCAACUAAUUUAAUCACAGAUACAAUUGUGAGUCAAUACAUCUUAAGUUCCCAAAAGGGAUAUUAUGGGAAGAUUAUGCAGGGCUUAAAAUGGUAGAAAUAAGUGAACCAGUGCUGCUUUUAAUUAAUUAAAUUGAUGUAGCGCAUGUUAAUAAGUGUCUUUCACAACAGCACACUGCACACAACAUGGCUUAUAGUGAAUAUGACACGCACUGCUGUUCCACCACCUUGAACCAUGAUGUCAAGGGUUUCCACUAACUUUCAUGUAAGAAAAAUAUGUAUGCAGACUCUGAAGUCAUUUUGCACCGUAAUGUGUUUACAAUAGUCAGAGGCCACAUCAGUGAAAACACAACAAAUCAUAAACUCACAGUAAAAGGAAGAGUUGAAAACGAGGACACCCCUCGGUUAUUCUGCUUUUAUGGUCAUUUUAGGUUGUGGUCUCUAUCCAAUCUGCAUAUUUAUUUCUGCCGGUGUUGUGAUAAGUUAUUGAGUUAUAUGUCAUUUAAACUGAGUUUACAUUUUUUACUCUAGAGAACUAUGAUCUCUACAAGGACACUAGCCAAGAUGUACUGUGUUAGAUCAUCCACUUGAAAGGUGUUUUGUUUUUUAUGGUUUGUGAUUCUGACUUGACACAGAGAUGGCAAUUUAGAUAAAAAAAGAAUAACGAAGAAAAAAAAAGACUACAUUGAGUGUUGGCUUUUAUUUACUUAACAAACAUGACACAAUGACCAUGUGCAGUACACCCAUCAUGUUUACAUAACUUAAUGUUAUUUUAUUAGUUAAGAUGAUGUGUCAAUAUAACCUCGUUUCUGGAAUACAUGAGUCAAUUUUUUUUCCCACACUUGCACAAAGGGUGUUUUAUAACUCCCUCAUAUUUAAUCCUGACAAAU